CGUUGUUUUAUUUGUUGUUUAUUCUGUGGAAGACGUAGGUCAGUCGACAUUUUAAAAAUAGACUGUAUUUUAAGAUAGAUUUAAUUGUUUCUGCUUUAUGUUCUUUUGUGGUAUAAUUUCCAGAUAGUGUACUUUCUUCGGCCAAGAUUCAGAAGAAAACGCUUUGACUGUCAUUAACCGUCCUAUUUUUCUGCAUUGUUCCCAAAGAUGAACAGUCAUUAUCAACGUAGCGUUCCUUUGGAAGUGAGGAGAGCAGAAGGGGAGAGAGUCCGUGCAAAACAUCCGGACAAGAUACCGAUUAUUGUGGAGAGGGCUGCCAGAUCGAGAGCUCCUGACUUGGACAAGAAGAAAUACCUUGUUCCCUCUGAUCUGACCGUGGGACAGCUAUGCUUCCUGAUCAGGCAGCGGGUGUCAAUGCGGCCAGAGGAGGCACUUUUCUUCUUUGUAAACAACUCACUUCCGCCAUCAAGUUCCCCUCUCUCAGCGGUCUAUGAGGAACACCAUGAAGAAGAUCUUUUCCUCUACAUGACCUACAGUAAUGAGAGUGUCUACGGAGCCUGAGAGUUGAGGGAAGAGAGAGAGAGAGAGAGAGAGAGAGAGAGAGAUAUAGAGGUGGGGGGGGGGGUUGGAGGAAGGGAUGUUUAAAUUAAGACAGCGAGACACACACUUUUUAUGUUUUACCACUAUUAUUCCAUUUGAAAUAAGUAAAUUUCUCCAGAUACUGGGAGACAUGGUCGGAAUGGGGUUAAGAGUUACGUUUAAAUAUUCGUUGUGUUGGAACAAUAAUCAUGUGCUUGGAUGAGAAUUGUAACCGAAAGAAAAAAUGUGGAUAUUUAGGGAAAGGGGAAGUUUCUUCACAGCCUCUUCAAGUCAUUUUCUCUCUCAAAAUGAGUCAUCUGUAUUUAAUGCAAAUAGUAUUUUUUGUAAAAUAAUGUUUUUGUGGAAAAUAAAAUAUAGAAAAAUA
This is a messenger RNA of Conger conger (European conger), 964 nucleotides long. RefSeq lists its product as uncharacterized. Bases 208 to 561 code for a protein of 117 amino acids. NCBI's taxonomy places the organism in Eukaryota, Metazoa, Chordata, Actinopteri, Anguilliformes, Congridae. Gene Ontology annotation, cellular component: autophagosome membrane; autophagosome; cytosol. Gene Ontology annotation, molecular function: ubiquitin protein ligase binding; GABA receptor binding. The transcript is spliced from 5 exons. Gene Ontology annotation, biological process: autophagosome assembly; cellular response to nitrogen starvation; macroautophagy. The record is from RefSeq and is a predicted model, not a curated record.